GCCUAGGCAACAGAUUUAGCGUUCCCCAGAGGCCGCCUUCCUCCGGAGUGAUUGCCCUGGAGACGGUCAAGGCUCUCCGGGCGAUGGGGGAGUGACGGUCACGCAGGCAGGCAGGCCGGCGGGCAGUUGGUUUCCGAGUCAUUCUGUCUCCUACAUUCGUGUGUCACAGAGCCCUCGUCCUGGUGCAGGGAAUGUGAACUGAAGAGAAGGGGGUCCUCUCUCUCUUAUAGUUCAGUGAUGCACGGAUGAAUACUGCGCAGGUUACUUAAGAAAUGGCGGAUGCAAGAGGGAUACUUUGAACCUCCUCUCUGUCCCUCUGGAAGCAGGACAUAAAUCUCCAUAACUCCCUCACUGUAUUGUACCAGAAGUUUUGGAGGCUGAAAGUCUGAAACCAGUAUCACUGGGCUGAAAUCAAGGUAUUUGUGCUCCCUUCGGAGGCUCAGGGGCAGAACAUGUUUCUUACUCUUCUGGUUUCCACCCAGAUAAACCCUUUUGAAUUCCUAACCCAUAGAAAUGGUGAGAUCAUUAAUGUUUCUUGUUUUAAACUGCUGUGUUUUAGGAAUAAUAUGUGAACAUAGCAAUAGAUAAUUAAUGCAGGAGGUAAGGAAAUUGUGAAGAUGGAGACUUAGUGAAUAGUGGUAUUUGUCAAAAGAGGACUGAUAGGAGGAAGGAGCAUGUUUGUGAGGGAAAAGGUCAGUUUGGGAAAGACCAGGUCAGCGUACCCAUCAGAUGUUAUGGUGGAGCUGUGUGGUGGGAAGAUAAACAAGUUCAGAGGAGUGUUUGGAAUAGGAUAUAUUAGGAGUAAUGGACCUAUAGGUGAUAGUAGAAUAUGGGGGAUAACAUCACCUAGUGUCACAGGCUGUCUUCUCUGGGAGCGCUUAUUGAGACUGAGUUUAAAAUAAAAGAAAGUUAUUAGGGGUCAGGUCCUAUGAAAGGAAGAUGGAGGAAGCAGUAUUAGGCAGAAGGUAAAGACAUUACUGGCCCAGUUAAACUUCCGUCAACCCUGCCAUGAGCUCUGGAACAAUCAUUGCCUGUUAGAGUAUCCCUUUAUGAGUCAAAUAAUCAAUUCUCUUUAUACCCCCACCUUGCUUAGUCAGCAGAUGUGGGUUGCCCCAGAGAGUUUAUGAGGUGGUUCUCAGCAGCUGAGCCAGACCCUACUGACGGCUGGAGAAUGCUGCUGACUACCAUGUCCACUGCUGGGCCGCAAGCCCUUGCUUGUAGAGGGAUCUGGAGAGUGCAUCCUUGUAUCUACCACCCCUGGAAAGAGUGGCUAGAGAGAGUUGCAGAAAGGAAUUGGGAAAUACCUACAUUUAAGGGAUAGGGAAAUGGAGAAAGAAUCUACUGAAAGAGACUGAGGAGAUGAGGUCAAAGGAAAUAGAUAGCCCUGACAGUCAUCCCACAGAAGCCUAGGACAAGUUUUGACAGCAUUAAAAGUCAGAAACAGUCAAAGACAACAGGAAUGUGCAAACACGAAUACACAGUUUGGAACGACUUAGGUACCAAUCUUAGUGUUUCCUUCCAAUAGCAUUCUCUUCUCAGGUGUGGGAGGGGUCCUGCCUUUUUAGUAUCUACAACCACAGUUCUCAGCAGGCCAGUCAAUCCCAAGACUCUCAGGCGUUGGCUUCCAGGAGGGCUUUGAAAGGAAGGCCUAGUAACUAGAUUAGAAAAUAACUAGGUGUAAAAAUUACUCAGUAAACACUUACGAACCUUUCCUUAAAAUUAUGAAGCAUUAUUAAAUUUAAAAAUUUUAAAACAUUCUUUUAAAAAAAUCUAAAUCUAAUCAAGCCUUCAUACCUACCUAUCAAUUAUGUGAAAUAUAGGGGACAGAGGAACAUGUGAAAUGACUCCAUAGGAUUACAGUUGGCAUCUACAGGAUGACUUAACUUCUUCAACAUCAUGUAAAUUGAAAGAAGAGAGAGAGAGAGACUGGACGAGCUACAUAAAGAAUUUGCCAGGCCCAGUGUAAAAUGAAAGUAUGGAGUCCCUUUGUCAAAGAGCAGGAAAAGAUGUCCUUAAAGGAUCAGUGCUCAAUUGGUCAGGGCAGGGGCUACAGAAAUUAAGUCCAAACUUACCCUGUGAAGUUGAUGUUCAUACUUUGAUUCUGGAUAAAAAUCAGAUUAUUAAAUUGGAAAAUCUUGAGAAAUGCAAACGAUUAAUACAGUUGUCAGUGGCUAAUAAUCGGCUAGUGCGGAUGAUGGGUGUGGCCAAACUGACCCAGCUCCGAGUGUUGAAUUUGCCUCACAAUAGCAUUGGCUAUGUGGAAGGGCUAAAGGAACUAGUACAUUUGGAAUGGCUGAAUUUGGCAGGAAAUAAUCUCAAGGCCAUGGAACAAAUCAAUAGCUGCACGGCUCUACAGCACCUGGAUUUAUCAGACAAUAACAUACCCCAGAUAGGUGAUCUAUCUAAAUUGGUAUCACUAAAGACCCUGCUUUUACAUGGAAAUAUCAUCACCUCUCUUAGAAUGGCACCUGCUUAUCUACCCAGAUGUCUUGCUAUACUUUCUUUGGCAGAAAAUGAAAUCCGGGACUUAAAUGAGAUCUCUUAUUUGGCAUCCUUAACUGAAUUGGAGCAGUUGUCAAUCAUGAACAAUCCCUGUGUGAUGGCAACACCGUCCAUCCCAGGGUUCGACUAUCGGCCCUACAUCGUCAACUGGUGCUUAAACCUCAGAGUCCUGGAUGGAUAUGUGAUUUCUCAGAAGGAAAGUUUAAAAGCUGAAUGGCUCUAUAGUCAAGGCAAGGGGAGAGCGUAUCGGCCUGGCCAGCACAUCCAGCUUGUCCAGUAUCUGGCUACCAUCUGUCCUCUCAGUUCUGCGCUGGGUCUUCAAACUGCAGAGGAUGCCAAACUCGAGAAGAUUCUGAGCAAGCAGAGGUUUCACCAGAGGCAGUUGAUGAACCAAAGCCAAAAUGAAGAGUUGUCUCCUCUUGCCACUGUUGAAACGAGGGCAUCUCUUGUACCUGAGCGUUCAAGCCCUGUUCAAGAUUGUCAGAUAGUCCAGGAAAGUGAACCCGUCAUCCAAGUCAAUUCUUGGGUUGGGAUAAGCAGUAAUGAUGACCAAGUAUAUGCUGUUAAGAAUAACUUUCCAGCCUCUGUUCACACUACAAGAUAUUCUCGAAAUGACCUGCACCUGGAAGACAUCCAGACUGAUGAGGACAAGUUAAACUGUAGUCUUCUCUCUUCAGAGUCUACUUUUAUGCCAGUUGCGUCAGGACUCUCUCCAGUAUCGCCUACAGUUGAGCUGAGGCUACAGGGCAUUAACUUGGGCCUAGAAGAUGAUGGUCCCAGAGAUGAAUAUGUGAAAGGGUUAGAAAGCCAGGGCUUUGAUAAGGAAGAGGAAAAGGCUUUUUGGGCUGCCAGUGAGAAUUCUGUCCAAAUGAUGAAAAAUACGAUUAGUACAGAGGGAAAUGAGAAAGAUAGUCUGUUACCUUGUCCUGAGCCAGCAGUAACCAGUGCUGUCUUGAAGGUUAACACCCACAGUCUUACAUCUUUUCCUGAGUCAGUUGGGCACAGUGUCUUCCAUACACAGCCAGGCAGUGAAGAAACCACGUCUCAGACAGCUGCAGAGAAACUUCCCUGCAAGGUUUUAACCCAGACAUCUGUUGCUUUGGGCCAAGAUAAAGUUGCCCUUCAGAAGUUGAAUGAAGCAGCCACCAAGCUUCAGGCCUGUUGGCGGGGCUUUUAUGCCAGAAGUUACCACCCACAAGCCAAAGAUGUGCGCUAUGAGAUCCGGCUGCGCAGGAUGCAGGAGCACAUUGUCUGCCUAACUGACGAAAUUAGGAGAUUAAGAAAAGAAAGAGAUGAAGAACGCAUUAAAAAAUUUGUACAAGAAGAGGCUGUCAGAUUCCUUUGGAACCAGGUAAGGUCUCUACAAGCUUGGCAACAGUCAGUGGACCAGCAACUAAGUUCCUGGCAGAUCGAUGUUCCUCCUGUAUCAAGUACCUUGGUGCCACCUAAACCUGCAUUACUCACCCGAAGUCAGGAGCCCUCUUCUGAUCAAAAUUCUGAUUGGUUCAUUGCUCCUGAUGAAGCUCCUCAAGAGAAAUCCUUACCAGAAUUUCCAGACUCUGGUUUUCAUUCCUCCCUAACAGAACAAGUACACUGUUUACAGGAUUCUUUGGAUUUUGAAAAAAGUUCCACAGAGGGUAGUGAAAGUUCCAUAAUGGGGAAUUCCAUUGACACAGUCAGACAUGGCAAAGAGCCAGACCUAGGGGAUGAUAGUGAAGAACAUGGUGAAUGGAGUAAGGGAAGCUCAAACCAUGAGCAGGAUAAUAGUCUGCUUGAACAGUAUUUAACUUCAGUUCAACAGCUAGACGAUGCUGAUGAGAGGACCCAUUUGGAUGAAGGGACUGGAGAUAGUAAGCUUCACAUAGCUGGUUCCCCUGAAAAGUUAGAUGCCUUGUCUGACAGUGCUUCUGUAGAUGAUGCUCAUGGCAUAUCUCCUGCUCUGCAAGAUGAAAUCAGCCAGACACCAGAGAAUUGUAAAUUAAAUGCAGACACCCAAGAGCAGCAGUCAGAAUGUGAUUCUACAUUUCAGGUAUUGCAUGUUGGUAUUAUUGUGUAGCUUGCCUGGUUGCUUGGGAAGCAGAAAUCCAACUAACUUCAGACUAUUUUCAGUUGGCUUUUUUGUGUCAGGGGUGGGGAGAAGAAUAUUCCUCCCAAUUUUGUUACUAUUUAUCUAGAAUUUAUAUUCUUGUCUCAUAUUUUCUGUAUCCUAGGUACUAAGCUGAAUCUUCAUUUUGAUUUUGUUAGCUUUUUACUUAGCUGUAAGGUAUCAAACAAUAUUUAUAUUGAAAGCUACAUGCACUUUAUUAACAACUGAAUUGCAUCAACAGUGUUCCUGUGUUUUCAUGUAUUCACUUCCUUUCAAAAAUAAACUAGAAUAUGUUAAAGAAGAUAGAAAAAUUUACCUUAAUGAUAUAAAUAAGAGUAUUUUAAUUCCUCUGCAUACAAGGAAAUUAAUUAUGUCAUAAGGAAUGCAAUUUGUUAUAAUGAAUAUAAAUGACAAAUAGGUUUGUGAACUAUUGAAAUUUGCCAGCCUCCUUGGAGUAAGAACAUAUAUUUUUAAGCAUUUUUUUCCUUCCUUAUGAGUCAAGGAAAGCCUUCUUAUAAGCAAAAGGUAAGAUUAUAGGAAUUUUCAGUGGGGAUGAUUAAAUUGUCUCAUGGAAAAGUUUAGUUAAUGUCGUGUAUCAGUUUUAACAUGUGAAGCAACAGUGUUCUAUCUAGAAUUAAAGUCAAGUUUAUUUAAAGAGGCAACACAAGAAUAUUUCUCUUGGAUAUAGGCUCCAUUCACUUGGAAUAAUGUCACAGGAAACAUUUGUUAUCUUUUCAUUUAGUGAUGAUUUUACCUCACAGAUGGGCAUUUCUGUGCCAGUACAUUGCCAGAAGUUAACGUCUGUUUGUCUUCUCUCUUCCUGCUUUCUAUUUGCUUGUGUAUCUCAGCAGAGGUCUGUGGCCAUUUACUUCACUUUUGACCUCUGCCCCAUAGAAAAGAACAUUUAAAAUAAUACCAGUGGAGGAAUAUGAAUGACUUUUUUUUUAAGGACUAUUUUCUAUCUAAACUCUGAAAAAGUGCCACAUUGGGAAAGACAAUUUGAUGGUGGUUGAGGAAAAAAAUACACCUCACUUAUUUCUUUACUUAUUAAAAAGAGUAUGUAUCUGUAACUCCAGGAAGAAAUGACAAUAUCAUGUUUGAACGUUAUAGAUAGACACAUUCACAAAUCAAGGAUAAUUUUGGGAAGCUUAUUUUAAUCUUUGAGACUGUUCUAGUAUUGUUGAACGACACAUACCUGACUUGCUCCCAAUCUGUGGACAUACAGCUAUUUUAAACUAUGGCAAUACUUAAGUGUUCUCUAAAUUGAGGUGCUAAAUAACUGUUCAUUCCUCGGUUCAGUCACUAGGUCCCCUUCUUUGAACUUAUACAAAAUAAAAGCUUCUGAUUCUUCCAAGAAUAAAGUCAGGGAGUCCCAUGUUCUACUUUGUUGAUAGUUAGAAACAUUUCUCCAAUGUGGGUAAGAUGUAUUUUUCUUGGUUUAUAAAUAUGUAGCACUCAGGUUGAGAAAACUUGGAUUUCAUUCUCAGAAAUCCAGAAUCUCUUGCAAAGGAAAUAUUUUCUGUCUCUUAUAAACAAAACAGCAGUCUUACAUUGAAAGGAUUUUCCCUAGUGAAGCACAUAUCACAUUGAAUGCAUGUUAAAUAAGAGAAGAAUUUUUACCUUUUUGAAUAAUGCUGAUUAUCUUUUAUGAAUGAUUUUGAAUUUCUUCUUAAAUGUACCCUAUUUUUCUAUUUUACAGUUAAGUGCCUCAUUUGCUGCCCAUAGUUAGACAAAGAAAAACCAACUUGCGCUGCACUAAUACCAAAAUGCUGCAUCAUGGUGCAUUAGUUUCUCAUAAAAGCUUCUGAAAUGUCAUGGUUCAGUAUUACCUCAGUAGGCUUCUGCUGACAUCUCCCCACUUUUCUCUUUUUUUAAGAAAUGACAAAACACAACUAAGUUCAUUUGAACAUCAGCAUUUGCCAAUAAGAUUUCCUUUUCCAUCUUUGCCUUGUUUUUCUAGCCCAUAAAUGGUAUUCAGCAUACUUUUAUUUUAAAAUUGGCAGAAUAUGAUUAAGAUACUCUGCUGUUCAUGCUAUUUAACUUUACUAGCAUUUUGAAGUGCAAGAAUAUUAAGUAGCCCCCUACCUUAGAUGUACAGAUUAUCUCGAAUGUAAAUAGAAUGAACGUAAUGUAAAUUAGAAUGCAGGAAGACUGUGGCACAGACCUAAUAUAUUUUAAUAGGUUUACAGUGUAAUUUAAAAUUAUUUAUUUGACUAAGGUACUUGGUUUUAACUCUAUGAGCUAUUUAUUGCUCUGGUCAGAGAAUGAGUCUGGUAAGGUUUGGGAAGUUGAGCUUUAACAGAGUCUUUGUGUUCUUCUAAUAGGAGAGGUUAGUUCAGCUGUGCCAUUUUACUUUGGUUCUCCUCCUUUGUGAGCAAUUUCAAUAUAUUCCUUCAGAGGCAUGGAAUCAUACCAUGUGAGAAUUGGAAGGAACGUUAGAGAUUGUCUAUUCUAAUCUCUUUGUUUUAAAGAUGAAACUAAAGCACAGAGAAGUUAGAUGACUUGUUUGAAUGGAUAGCUAGUUAGUAGAAAAUAAACUGUGAAAACUUAAAAGUUAUUGUAUUCCAAAAUGUAUUAUAUACACUUUACGUUAAUCUUUACACAGUAAGUCAGUAAGAAAGUCUCUACAUAUUCUUCAUCCUCUUUGAAAGAGACAAAAAAACAGUUCUAAGAGAGCUGGAACUCUACCAUUCAAGGCAGAGUGGCUUGAGGAAAAACAGCUGAUACGUGCAGAACCCUGAGUGAAUUUUCUCUAAGAAAUGUGAUUUGAUUAAAAUGGUUUUCAAAGAGUAACAUGGUAGAAAUCAACAUUUUAAAAGACUAACUGCAUCUUGGAGUCCAUUUAUUUGAUGACAGGAAGUAUAACAGGUUGCUGGGAUACAUAAUUUUCUAGUGAAAUGCUAGUUUGAUUAUAUUUCAUCUUUAGUUUUACAGAAAAACAGAUGGUAAAGUUUUGACUCUCUUAGUGUGCAGAAAGCUCCAAUCAUGACAGUUGAUACAUACAGAAUAUAGUUUGGUUUUAUAAAUUUAAUUAUAAAAAGCCUUACAAUGUGCAUGUUUGUAGGAAAUAUUUAGCCACAUAAUUUUAGUAUAUAUGCAAAUAACUAAAAAUUGAAGUAUAGUUGAUUUACAACGUUGUGUUAAUUUCUAGUGUACAGCAUACUGACGCAUUUAUAUGUAAAUAUAUAUAUUCCUUUUCAUAUUCUUUUUCAUUUUAGGCCAUUACAAAGUAUUGAGUAUAGUUCCCUGUGCCAUACAGUAGGACCUGUUUUUUAUCUAAAAAUAACUUCUUAUGAGUAUUUUCAGAAACAGUAUAGACUUAUGAUAUUAUACUGUCUCCCUUGAUAAUGUGUUUGGCACAGAUUCUUAGAGUUGAAUUGAUAACCACAAUAUAAAAUAUAAAAAUCUUUUUUUCCUGUAGUAAAAAGGGAAAAUGCAAGAUGAGUCUGAUCAAUUUCCCAUUCAUAAAUUUUAAAAAGACACAUAAUUCUUUAAUGUGUAUUUUUAUUUUACCAUGUACCUUAUUAAGGAAUUUUUAUUACAGUAACAUUUUAACUUUUAAAUAUAUGACCCCCUUCAUUUAUGAAAUAGAGCCGAAAAGGUCUGUAAGGAACAUUCUAAACAUUUUUAGUGAUAUUGCUUUCACUAAUCAAACCUAUUGUGCCAUAUUAAAUUUAAAGGUCAAGUAAACAAUGUAGUCCUCACAGCCUUGGAGAGAAACAGGUAUAUGUCUUUUAAAAAUGAGGUGCUUUUUAUUUGUGAAUGAGUAGAAAUCAUACUACAAUUUAAUUCCUUAAUUAACUUUAGUGGAUAGCAGGAAUUACUCUGUAGUGGCUUUGUUCAUUUCCUAAUUAAAUUUCUUUGAGUGUUUUGUAAUUAUUUUAAUGCUGACAGUAAGAGUUUAAAAAUAAUUUGAUUUAACACUAUUUUUAGGUUUCUCUUUAAUUUUGUUGUAGAAAUAAUGGAUGAUUUAAAGUGGCUGUGGUCUGUUUUAUGAAGGCUUAAUAUUUUAUAUUGUACUUACUUAAUUUGUAUUUAAGUCUCAGAUUCUAAAUAAAAAGUUUGUACAUUUGUUUGAGUGAUUCAUCUAUAUAUAAUAGUGAUUAGUAGUAAUGGCUGUUAUUAACUGUGCUUGUAAUUAAUGGGUAAUUAAAAUUCAGAACACAUUGCAGAUAGAAUUCUUAAAGAACAUUCAACAGUAUUGUAUAAGUGAAUUGACAA
Molecule: messenger RNA, 8809 nt
Organism: Camelus dromedarius (Arabian camel)
Lineage: Eukaryota; Metazoa; Chordata; Mammalia; Artiodactyla; Camelidae
Gene: CEP97
Product: centrosomal protein 97
Exons: 13
Coding region: 1976-4558 (860 amino acids)
Molecular function (GO): protein binding
Source: RefSeq, a predicted model, not a curated record